AUGGCUUCCACGCGAGAGGAGCGGCUACAAAUGCGACAGCGCGGAGCUGGGACGCACAAGACAAAGGCAAUUGAUUUCGGGUUUUCUUUCGCAGGCGCGAUUGGGUCCUCAGAUUCAGCUGCACUCCCUCUUUUUCCUGCGCCCCAAGAACCGUCGCAGACUGAGACUGCGCCGUCCACGACCACACCCCCAGGUUCGCAAGCAGAUGGCAGGAUACAGCGCACACCAGGAAGCGCGCGAAAUCAACAACCAGAGCGCCCUUCGCCAUACGACAUACCCACCGACGAUGGGCCUGCGCCGCUGCGCAGUAACAAAAGGAGGAAAAUCAGCCAACCAAGUCAGGAAUCCAAUACCCCCUCAGGCCCUCAAAUAUCUGCUGCCGGAAAUUGGUUUUCAAGAAAAGCCAACAAUGGCGACACAGAGGCACCCCGGAGCAUGGAAGCUCCUGUGGCGAGGACCCUCGUACCUGCGGCUCAAUCAGCUACAAAUCCUCAACCAGAGACCUUGAUCGAUGGAAAUACACGGACGGAGAGGACACAGGAUACCAGUAGAGGAGAGGUAGACCCGGCAGCUAUUUCAAAUCCUCCACAAAAUGGCACAACAAUGCCCGACCGAACCGGGCCAUCCAAAGUGCCACUGCGCGAGAAACGGCCAGUUGUCGAUCCUGUUCAGCCCUCCAAUUCAUCGCAGCAGAAGCGCGGAAAGAGUCGGUCUCCGCAGCAAGACGAAGUUUCGCCGAAAGAGAGCGAAGCACGGCCGGCCAGAAGGUCAUCAAGGAACUCUAGUUCGCCAGCUGCCCAAAGCAACCAGGCGAAUCCAAACGCUACCAAAACCGGCCAAUCCCAGGUAGCCGAUGAAAGCACGAACGCUGAACAGCGAGAGACAGAUAUUACUCGCCCCAUCACUACGGAUGUGGAAGGUAGUACCUAUGGAGCCCAAAGGCGUUCACCCCGAGAUAAAGGCCAGCCAAAGUCUAAGCCCAGUUCGGCUCGCAAUACCAAGAACAAGAGCUCACAGCCCGCAGAGAAUGCGACUACGCGAACAGAACCAGAACAAGACCCUGACGUUGAGACGCGUGAUGAGCCGGCGGACGCCACUUCUCAAGCAACAUCGAAGAAUAAACGUACUCGUAGGAGAUCUUCUCCUGCCCCCACGGCGACAGAUACGAAUGCAGAGAAGGCUAUCAACGACGCUGAAGCUGAAGUGCCAGAUGACCCCGAAACUGCCCUGUCCAAGUCACGACCUCAAACCAAACGACUUCGACCAAAGCCGUCAGAAGCGAAAAACCGUUUAGGGAGCCAGGCUGGAUCUACAUCUCCCACGGACCAGGCAUCUACAGCAGCCCCGCGCCGUCGUAAAGCUACUAAGAAAAAAGGUGCACAGCCGCAGCGGAGAUCGGUUGAGCCAGAGCAUGAUGCGAGUCAAGAACCGGAGCCAGAGCCCCAGGCCGAUGUUCAUACUGAGACAGAAGCUGGUCCUUCUCAUUCUCGGCGCCGCGGGUCAAUUAAAAGGAAAGACAAGCAAGGUGCAGAACCCGAGGCGACACCUUCAGAAGAGCAGCCUGACUCCGAGGCACCACAAGAGCCGCGACGGAAGACAAGAGAACCCCGGGGUGAAACUGUGUCCGUCACUGUUCAUCGUCUGGCAAAUGCUUCCGCUCUAGGUGCGAUGUAUGCCUCUGCCGAGGGAUCUGGCGAUGAAGAUGAGGGAUCCCGGGAUGGCGUUCUGUCUCGUCUCAGCACCAAAUUGCCUACUCGUGGCGGGGUCAAUCCGGCCGACGUGCUGGGUCAGAUUUGUCGCGAGACGUUAGAAAAGACGCUCGACAAACUCAAGACCGGGAUCGAAAACGAGACCAAUACCCAAAAACGUGCCGAAUGGUCCCGCAAGCGAAAAGCUGUGGAAGCGUUUGGUUUGGAAUUGGAUAAUCGCCUUUUGGACCUGAGCGAGAUCCUCGACAGCAACUUUGUGCUCGGGAUACAGUUGAGAAAGGCGAAGCGUGAUAUGAUGGAUCUACGGAGCCAUCUGUACAAGGUGCGGAAAGAGCGAGAGAGUAUAGCUAUACAAAUGGAUGCGGUCCGCGCCAAGCAUAUGGAGGAGGAGAAUGCAAAGACAGCUCGCAAUACUAUCAACAACUCGCUGCAUAGCCUCGAAAUGGUGCUCGAUCGCAGCCAGCACCGUGCUGAACCCAGCACCGAGGUCUCCCCGGCAGACCUUGAAUUCAUGCUUCGCACCGUGGCUGAUGAUGUCAGCUGUCGGGCUCCUGGUUCACAAGGAGGGUUGUUGAACCAGAUUCGUGCCUUCAACCAGCAACUUGAAGCAACAGCGCGGCGCCUGGAGCGGUCGUGA
This is a messenger RNA of Penicillium daleae, 2346 nucleotides long. RefSeq lists its product as uncharacterized. The coding region runs from base 1 to 2346 and encodes 781 amino acids. The transcript has 5 exons. NCBI's taxonomy places the organism in Eukaryota, Fungi, Ascomycota, Eurotiomycetes, Eurotiales, Aspergillaceae. The record is from RefSeq and is a predicted model, not a curated record.